CUCGCUGUUUGACUGAAUGUUGUCUCUUUGACGGUGACAAAACUGCACUUUGUGCUUACGUGACUUGUAACGUACAUGACGCCGCACCUCCUUCCUCCUCUCUCCUCCCUUUGUGCAGUUGACAAGCCCCUUCUCGAUCCGGACCGGGACACACAGAGAUCAUGGCUGUACCUCCCACCUACGUUGACCUUGGAAAGUCUGCCAAGGAUGUUUUCACCAAGGGAUAUGGCUUUGGGCUCAUCAAGUUGGACUUGAAAACGAAGUCUGAGAAUGGACUGGAGUUCACCAGCACAGGCUCUGCCAACACUGAGACCAGCAAGGUCGCUGGAUCUCUGGAGACCAAGUACAAAUGGGCGGAGCAUGGACUGACCUUCACAGAAAAGUGGAACACUGACAACACCCUUGGGACUGAGAUCACCCUUGAAGAUCAGUUGGCUAAGGGGCUGAAGCUGACGUUCGAUUCCUCCUUCUCGCCAAACACUGGCAAGAAGAGCGGCAAGAUCAAGACAGGCUACAAGUGUGACCACAUCAACAUUGGCUGUGAUGUCAACUACGAUAUCAAUGGUACAGCCAUUCAUGGCGCCGCAGUGGUGGGCUACGAGGGCUGGCUGGCCGGCUACCAGAUGACCUUUGAGGCUGGCAGGAACAGGAUCACCCAGAGCAACUUUGCAGUCGGAUUCAAGACUGACGAGUUCCAGCUGCAUACAAAUGUAAAUGAUGGCACUGAGUUUGGUGGCUCUAUCUACCAGAAGGUGAAUGACCAGCUGGAGACAGCUGUCAACUUGGCCUGGACUGCCGGAAACAGCAACACUCGCUUUGGCAUCGCUGCCAAGUAUCAGAUUGAUUCUGAUGCAUCCUUCUCUGCUAAGGUGAACAACUCCAGCCUUGUGGGCCUGGGCUACACUCAGACUCUGAAGCCAGGCAUCAAGCUGACGCUCUCUGCUCUCCUCGAUGGGAAGAACAUUAACGCUGGUGGCCACAAACUUGGUCUCGGCCUCGAGUUCCAGGCAUAGGAGGAUGAGGAUGAGGCAGAUGCCUAUACAAUCCCCCCUGUGCACACAAACACAUUCCCCACCCAAAAAAAACAAAUAUUAAAAAAUCCAAAUCCUAUUGAUUAGCCUAGCCCUCACAAAACCCCUGUUUCCCCCUAGACAUGCUACAGUCAGCAUAAGGUUCGAAUCGUUCUUGCGACGAUCUACUACUUUUAAAAGGACCAUUUUAAGGGAACAUUAUAUUUUGCAAACAAGGAGCCAAGUUACGGAACAAAACUACACUCGUUUAACAUAAAGUUUUGUCUUGAAUUGUGUAGCUUGCAAGGGAAAGGUAGCCUUGGGUACAAUCAUGUUGGACUCACCUCGUGGUCAUUUUAUUACAUUCAUACAUACUGCUUUAAUUUGUGUCUCUCUGCUUUCCAAUGCAGAUAAAGGGAAAAUCAAAACUAGGUUCAACUAAGUCAGCAUACAGUUGAGUAUUUUCACCACCCGAUGGUGCUGUUGCAUAGCGCUAUUAAGCACUCCUUGCUCAAAAGUCAUAAUGGUCAUGGUGGUUUUAUUUUCACCCUUCUGCACUGGUGAGCUCUGGUGUCUGUCUUGAUUAUAUAAUACGAUGGGAAGGGUUAGCUGUCCCUGAUGUUGUUGAAGCAGUUGUCAGUAGCUCUAAGAGACACUACACCCCAAUGUGUACAUUCUGUGUUUUCGUCUCACUUGUUUGUGUCUGUGCAUUUGGUGUUAAACGUGUUUUGUUACAUAUAGCAAAAAGAAUAUUAUUUUAUUGACAGUCUUGCAUAGUUUAAUACACCUGUGAAGUCUUAUGAAGGCAAUGACAUGUCAAUUAUUCCUGGUCGAGCAAACGAAAGGAAACCUAUCAUGCACACAGUUAAAAUUCUCUGGAUAAGAGUCUUAGUACUUCUUUGAAGGAGGAUAAAAAGAAUAAAUACAGUGGACAGGAAAUGGUAGUCUUCCACAACUGGUUACGGGAAUAAUGCUUAGUGUACUUGACAGUAUUGUCAUUUCCUGAAUUAAAUAAAGAACAUCUUGAACCAGU
Molecule: messenger RNA, 2043 nt
Organism: Larimichthys crocea (large yellow croaker)
Lineage: Eukaryota; Metazoa; Chordata; Actinopteri; Sciaenidae
Gene: vdac1
Product: voltage-dependent anion channel 1
Exons: 9
Coding region: 162-1013 (283 amino acids)
Biological process (GO): monoatomic anion transmembrane transport
Cellular component (GO): mitochondrial outer membrane
Molecular function (GO): voltage-gated monoatomic anion channel activity
Source: RefSeq, a predicted model, not a curated record